Mycosarcoma maydis (corn smut) is the source of this 1857-nucleotide messenger RNA. RefSeq lists its product as uncharacterized. The transcript has a single exon. Gene Ontology annotation, molecular function: ribonuclease MRP activity; ribonuclease P activity. Bases 1 to 1857 code for a protein of 618 amino acids. The record is from RefSeq and is a predicted model, not a curated record. Gene Ontology annotation, cellular component: ribonuclease MRP complex; multimeric ribonuclease P complex. Gene Ontology annotation, biological process: endonucleolytic cleavage in ITS1 to separate SSU-rRNA from 5.8S rRNA and LSU-rRNA from tricistronic rRNA transcript (SSU-rRNA, 5.8S rRNA, LSU-rRNA); tRNA 5'-leader removal; tRNA 3'-end processing. NCBI's taxonomy places the organism in Eukaryota, Fungi, Basidiomycota, Ustilaginomycetes, Ustilaginales.
AUGUUGGCUCCGAAGAGCACACACAAGCGCAAACGCAGUUCGGUCCGAACUGACAAGGCCCGAAAGCUGGGAGCUGCACGAUGGAUCGUCAACCUCUUACCGCCCAACGCUACCACAUCUUCUUUAACAAGUACCAGCACCGAAGAGGCGAAAACCCACACAGAAUCGUCUCAAACUAGUCGACUGGAACAGCUCGUCAACGCGCAUCCGUUGAAUCGCUCGCUCGAACUCAUCCUGCCCAUGGUUCCCGCAGUAAGCGGUGCAUCACCUGACAGCAACACAGAGCUUCCGGAUAGCGUGCGCUCGCUCAUCGCUAGACUGGAGCACAUUGCCUCUUGUCACAAAUCCUACCGAGCUCGCAUCCCACUCAGCCUGCUUCUCGAUCCGCUCUUUGUCACUGCAUAUCUCAAAACCGGUUCACUGAUUGCAUUGAGCGAUCCAUCACCAGCUCCCGGCCUUUCCCCCGGUCAGGAGGACAUGGCCUGCAUCGAUGGCCAAGGAACGCUAGUGCUCUCACUCUGUAAGGAUACCUACCAGACACUGGGUCUUACAGGACGAGCAAGCCAUUUCUCGCGCUUGUCAUCCGGACGAGCUGCGGAUCGCACCAGCGGCCCAGACUCGCGCUUUAUCGUCCAGCUUCCACUACUCUCGCCUUCAUUCGUACCUGGAAAGAAAGGUUACCAGCAAGCGCUUGAUCGACUGCGACAGUGGGACCGCACACGCGCGCGAGUCCUGUCUACGCAACAGACCAUAGCGCAGUCGCAUGCAUCGUCCAGUAUGCAAUCUUCAGCCCAGUCUGCUGAGACGGUGAGCAGCAAACAUGCAACGUGGGACAUGCUGUUUGUAUGGUCGCCAAGUCGAGCUUGCGCGGACACGAUCGCUGCAGUUUCCUCGUCAUCCGCCUCAGCGAGCUCGAUGAACGAGAUCGCGUUUCCGGAGCACCUGGUGCGACCCGACGACGUAGAGUGUUUGUCGCUCCAACCGAAUACAGUCAUUACACACUCAGUAUGGAUUCCUAAGCUCAGCGAUCCUGAUCAGCAUUCUCUGGGAGGUGGAUGCUCUGAAAACGAACGCCACUUUACUGACCCCGAACCACCUCGGAAGGGAUCUGCAUUGUCGACUUGGUCAGCAUACCAGGAUGGCUUGCAAGAAGCAAUCGAAUGGGCCGGGCUAGCUUCUUUGGGUGCAGAUGCGUUGCGCACAUUCACCAGACCUGACGCAACAUGUGUCUAUAGUCCACCAUCUUGCUCACUGCCAGGUAGAGUGCUUAAGCUCACCUGGUCAGGAUCUGCCGGAAGCUCAAUGCUUCUCAGCCCUCUAUUCAUAAUCCAAGUUGCCGAACAAGUCAAUCGGCUCAUACUGGAAUCAUCGUGCACGACUAACCCGGAGCACGUCAAGGAGUACAUUGAUUGGGCAGCUCUUUCGUGCUCUGGGUUUCCUCAUGCGCCCUUGUCGUGGCGUUCCAAAGUCGCUUUCAGUUCACUGUACGGAGCAAAGGAGCUGUCUGGAAGCAAACGCGCCUCUCGAGCCAAAACGACAUUGUCAGCGCCGCUUGAAUCCGAAAAAAUCGGUUUCACAGAUGCAUCUUCCUCGGAAGACGACGAUCAACACCAUGUCGAUAGCGACUCAUCGCUCGACGUGGACGGUCUGCAAAGCCAAAAGCGAAAGAGAAAGAAACGGUGCAAACGCAACGUUGGAAAAAAUCACACUGAACACUCCUUUACCGCUUGGACAGGUGAAACAGGCUGGAUCUCGUUCUGUCUCGGCACGCGUCAUCGCGAGCCUGUACCAGCACCCACACCGCGGUCUUGCCGAUGGGUGCUUGUCGAGCUGAUCGGCACCGAUACCCGGUCGUAA